Saprolegnia diclina VS20 is the source of this 655-nucleotide messenger RNA. RefSeq lists its product as hypothetical. Bases 15 to 593 code for a protein of 192 amino acids. The transcript has a single exon. Lineage: Eukaryota; Oomycota; Saprolegniomycetes; Saprolegniales; Saprolegniaceae. The record is from RefSeq and is a predicted model, not a curated record.
GCGUCGAUUGCGCGAUGCGUGCCAAACACACCAGUCAUUUUCGUAGUAUGAAGUACCCUCGCUGCGUCCUGCUCCUCGUCGCUGCGCUGCUCGCGCUCGCGCAGGCCAAGUCGGCGCCGAUCCCGGUGGCCGCUGCCACGGACGCCCAUACGCACGACCUUAGCGUUGCCCGCUUCGCCCUCGACGCGCUCAACGCGCACCUCGCGACCGCCCACGCGAUGCAAACCUUCUCGACCCCCGACGUGACGCCCGAGGCCGCCAAGGAGUGGACGCUCACGACAACGGACGGCGCGACCCUUGUCGUCCAGGUGGACAAUGACGGCGACGCUGCCCAGCAGCUCCAUGCGGCGUGGUCGGUCGAGGCCGACGGUAGCCGCAAGAUGGUGUAUCACGUCAAGGCGCUCCCGUCGUCAUCGGCGUGGGUCCUUGGCCUCGGCGUGCUCUUCGUCGCGCUCGGCGUCAUCGUUGUCAUGUCGUCCAAGCCGUCGUCGAUUGCCCGCGCGCGUGAACCCCCGUCGUCGCCCAAGGGCAGCAGCUCGCCGCCGGCGUCGGCCGCGUCGGCCGUCCGCCGUCGCCGGUCCAAGCUCGACUAGACUCGAAUCACUAUAACCUUAUACCGGAAUGCAUUGCGUACCGUACCUUAGACGCAAACGUU